Messenger RNA from Sitodiplosis mosellana (orange wheat blossom midge), 2320 nucleotides. RefSeq names its product protein disconnected. Gene Ontology annotation, cellular component: nucleus. NCBI's taxonomy places the organism in Eukaryota, Metazoa, Arthropoda, Insecta, Diptera, Cecidomyiidae. The record is from RefSeq and is a predicted model, not a curated record. The transcript is spliced from 2 exons. Gene Ontology annotation, biological process: regulation of DNA-templated transcription. Bases 498 to 1727 code for a protein of 409 amino acids.
CUUGCGCACUUGUUCAUUCGGCAUCGAACUGCUUAUGCACACAUCAUCGUCUUCAUCAGAUCAGUAACGAUUCGACAUUCGACGAGUGAAGAACUACAGUCACACUAUCGCUCAACUAUCGACGAAGCACACAUUUCGAGUAGAACCGAAGAAUUUUUGCUUUUUUUCCACAACUCAAGAAAUGUUCUAAGUCCUCAGAACCAAGAAUAUACCAAAAGUACCAGCAGAAGCAGCAACAACAAAAAACAUAAACAUAUCUUCGUAUGUGCAAAGUGAAUUUCGAACAAUUUUUUUUUUAAAUCGAAAAAUAAACAGACCUUUUUGUGCAUUUUUUUUUUCUUACAAAAUAAACAUUUUGAAUACAAAGUAAGACAUUUUUUUGGUGAUUUCCGACAAAUUUUCGAAGUUUUUCCACAAUCAUCAUCAUCAAUCGUCUUGGUCUUCGACGCCAUACGAUUCUUUGAUUAAAACGUCAAAAGAGACACACACACACAAAAAUGCAACUGUUUGAUUUUCGUAAUUUGGGCGCUUCAAUGGAAACACAACCAGCCGAAGCAGCUGAAAUGAUUUCACAGCAAUUUUUGGAAGCGCAAAGUAAAUUGCACUUUGAACAGACGUUGGCUCGCCACAAAGCAUCGGCAGUGUCACAACCGAAAGCAAAACCUCAAUCGAAAAAGAUGCGCAACGGAUUCAUUCCAAACGAUAUUGGAAUCUCAUACAUUGACCCAUCGACCGGCAAAAAGCGAAUUCAAUGCAACGUAUGCUUCAAAACAUUCUGCGACAAAGGAGCCUUGAAGAUCCACUUCUCGGCCGUUCACUUGAAGGAAAUGCACAAAUGCACCGUUGAAGGAUGCGUCAUGAUGUUCAGUUCACGUCGUUCGCGCAAUCGUCACAGCGCAAAUCCGAAUCCAAAAUUGCACUCACCCUACUUGCGCCGCAAGAUUUCCGCAUAUGAUGGUCGCAGCUUGCGUGCAUCAGCAUACAAUGGUCCAAUGCUACCGCCAGAAUUCACACAAACCAUGCUCCCUGCUGUCAAUCCAAUAAUGGCUCUAUCGUUGAAUAUGUUGCGUCGCGAUCCAAAUUUCAAUGCAACGUCACCAAUGAACCAACCGAAUCCAUACAUAUGCUCAACCAUCUCAACAUCGUCGAUGAUGUCAAGCCCGAAAUCAUCAUCGCACAGCAGCACCGACGACGACAAAUUCUAUAUUAAAGCCAAUUCAAUGCGUGGCUCAUCGAUAACACCACCAUUAACGCCACCUAUUGACACAAUCACCGAACGACCAAUGUCCUAUUCAAAAUCGGUCAGCAUGAAGCGCAAGCGCAAGAGUGAGAAACCCAUUCGAUACGAAGCAUUGAGCAAUCACGACGAACCAUUGGAUUUGAUUAACAACGAACAUAAAGUCAAGCGCUUCCACGAAGAAGUACAAUCCGAUCUUCCGCUCGACUGCAGUCGAUCAGGAACCACAGCCACUUCAAACGAAAGCAUCCAUGACGAAGAAAACAUGGUGUUGGAUCUAUCAGUCAACAAAUCAAAGAGAAGCAAAAGCGAUAAUAAAGAAACUGGCCAUACCGAAUCAAUCUCACCCGCAUCACCGCCAAAGGUCGACGAUAAUAUGCAACGCAAACACGACAUCUCUAAUUGGAUUUUGAAUGCUGUACGACAAACACAGCUCAAUACAAUUUUGUACAGUCAAAUGAAAAUGCCACCAAGCAUCUCAGUCGGUUAAGCGAACGUACAAAACGCGAUUGACAAAACAAAAAUGAAGCCAUUUUAAAAUGUUAUUUAGAUUGAAUUUCUUUGUAUAGUUAAGCGUAUUAAUGUAGAGAAAUUGAUCAAAUAAAUUGUUUUUGAGUUGACUCGAAUUGCCAAAAUAGCUUACUCAUGAUAGCAUGAAAGAAGAAGAAAUCCUUUUUCAUUUCGAUAAGAAACGAUACUGAGAUGUGAUCGUUUCAUUUCAAAAGAAAAACACGUUGUUCUUAAAAGCUAUGAAUAUAUCUCUGUCUGUACAAAUUUUUAUUGAUUUAAUAUACACAUAGAUUAUAUAGAUCAUAAGUUUAUCAUCUCAAUAAACAAGACUUACACUACUUAACGGCAUAGUGAUAAUUUCACUUGAUCGAUUUUACUCCGUACUAUAUUUAGUGCAAUUCAAAUGCAAUGUUAAUAUACGAAAGCCGAUGUAUGAACGGUUCUGAUUUAAAAAGAAGAAAAGAGAAAACAACUAUGUGUAAUAAUAUACUUAAAAAAUCGAAUUGUAAUAUUUGAUGGACUAUUAAUAGUAACUGAUUAUGAUGGAAAUAAAAAUCGUACAUAUAAAAAAAA